CUGAACAAGCUGGAGGAGGCAGCAAAUGCAGCUCACACCUUCUUUAUGGCAAACCCUGAGCACAUGGAGAUACAGCAGGACAUCGAGAACUACAAGACCACGGCAGGGAAGGUCAGCUUGGUUGACCGGGAGGCCAAGCAGCACAUGGAGGACUACAGUGCCGGAGUAAGGCACUAUGACAAAGAGGAGUAUGAGCUGGCCAUUGACUUCCUGGAGCGUGCUUUGAAAGGGUACUACUCCGAGGAUGAAGAUUGUCAGAUCAUGUGUGAGGGACCACAGAGAUUUGAGGAGCACGAGUACCUGGAAUAUAAGGCUGGCCUCUAUGAAGCUAUUGCAGAUCACUACAUGCAAGUCCUGGCCUGCAAACACGACUGCGUCCGAGAGCUCGCCACGCGUUCGGGCCGUAUCUCGCCCAUCGAAAAUUUUCUUCCCCUCCACUAUGACUACUUGCAGUUUGCCUAUUACAGAGUUGGUGACUACGUAAAAGCCCUGGAGUGUGCCAAGUCCUACCUCCUCUUCCACCCGGACGAUGAAGAUGUCUUGGAGAAUGCAGGUUAUUAUGAGGGCCUCUUGGAAGGUACGAUGGAUCCAGAUACCAUCAAACCCAGAAAGGAAGCAAAAACGUUGCUGCGGCGCCAUAAGCUGGAAUCUCACCUCUUGCAGGUGGCUGCGGCCGGCCUUGGAUACACCUACACGGAGCCGAACUACUGGAACAGGUACGGCGCCCGCCAGGAUGAGCACAGUGUCCCAUCAAGUAUUAGCAGUGAACCAGAGGAUGGGCCGCGGCUGUCCCUGGCAAAGAAACCCAUGCCAAAACCAGAUCGAGAGUUGAGGGAAGGAGGUCCACUUCUCUACAGUGACGUGAAAUUUGUCUACAACUCACAGCAGCUGAACGGCACCCAGCGAGUGCUACUGGAUAACGUCAUCUCAGAGGAGCAGUGCCGAGAGCUUCACAGGGUGGCCAAUGGGAUCAUGUUAGCUGGAGACGGUUACAGGGGCAAAACCUCCCCCCACACUCCGAACGAGAGAUUUGAAGGAGCCACCGUCCUCAAAGCCCUCAAGUAUGGCUAUGAAGGCCGUGUCCCGCUGAAGAGCGCCCGCCUCUUCUACGACAUCAGCGAGAAGGCUCGCAGGAUCGUCGAGUCCUACUUCAUGCUGAACUCCACACUCUACUUCUCCUACACCCACCUGGUGUGCCGUACCGCGCUCUCUGGCCAGCAGGAGAGAAGGAACGACCUGAGCCACCCCAUCCAUGCUGACAACUGCCUCUUGGACCCUGAGGCCAAUGAGUGCUGGAAGGAGCCUCCUGCCUACACCUUUCGGGAUUACAGUGCACUCCUGUACAUGAAUGCUGAUUUCGAAGGAGGAGAGUUCAUUUUCACUGAGAUGGAUGCCAAAACUGUGACAGCCUCCAUCAAGCCCAAGUGUGGGCGAAUGAUCAGCUUUUCAUCGGGUGGUGAGAACCCCCAUGGCGUGAAGGCGGUCACCAAAGGCCAGCGGUGCGCCGUGGCUCUCUGGUUCACCUUGGACCCACUUUACAGAGAGUUGGAGCGAAUCCAGGCAGAUGAAGUGAUCGCAAUGUUGGACCAGGAGCAUCUAGGACCCAGUGAAAUGAGUAUCAACCCAAAGGAUGAGCUAUGAACUAGGCCAAAGACUUUUUCUAUUAAAUAUUUAUUUAAUAUUGUUAAUCUUAUUAGAACCCUUCUAUUUUUGUACAGAGCUGCUGUAUAAAUUA
Opisthocomus hoazin is the source of this 1735-nucleotide messenger RNA. Lineage: Eukaryota; Metazoa; Chordata; Aves; Opisthocomiformes; Opisthocomidae. The record is from RefSeq and is a predicted model, not a curated record.